CUUUGGUAAGUAGUGCGCAUGCGCAGAUACAAACGCUUGAAUAUGAUUGUUACAUGACCGUUUCAGUCGCGAUAGAUUGAAUAAAUUCAGUGUAAACUUGGCAGAAGAAGACGAACACGGUGGUACAAUGGCAGAAGAAGAGCAGGAGGGCAAGACCAAGGGUUUCCGGCUGCUGGGGAUUCUGGAUGUCCAGAAAACUCCCUGUGCCAGAGACGCCGUGCUGAAUGGAGCUGGGGGAUCUCUAGCUGUUGGCCUGCUACACUUUCUGGCCACUAGUCGGGUGAAGAGGUCUUUUGACGUGGGAUUUGCAGGCUUUAUGCUGACCACACUUGGGUCCUGGUGUUACUGCCGGAUGAACAACGCUAAGCUUCGUGUGCAACAGAGGAUGAUCCAGGACGGCAUCAAGAACAAGGUUGUGUAUGAGGGGACCAAUCUAGACCCAACAAACAAACCUGGAGCACCUGGGCCCUCGUGACCCUGAUGGGCGCAAAGUGAGGGCCCGGUCAGGGUCCUACAAAGACGUUUUUUCAAAAGACUGAUUUUUGGAAGGAACUAAAAAUCCAUUUUUUUUUGUGUUGGUGUUUUGUUUUGUCUGACAACGUAGGAUACAGCAAAUCCAAAGUAUUGGAUCUCAUAUUCCGGACCCCUGCAUGUGGACUUAUUUAAUAAUUUAAUAGGACUUUUUGUUCCUAGAUGGUAUCCUGAUCCUGAAACAACAACAACAAAAUGUGGUUAUUUUUUAUGUUGUUCCACCAACAUAUACCAAGCUACUGGACAAGUUAAAUCCUCACUCUCCUUUUAAGUCUGUGAUGCAUGACGUGUUGUGAUCUCUGAAAGUGUGUUCCGGACACAGAUCAACCGCUACAUAGUGACACGCAACCAAGUGACACGCAACCAAGUUUGAAUCGAACCCGGGACGUUGAGGUUGUGCACUAGAGAACUCUGGUUACUUACGAUUUAGUGCUCCGCUAACUUGAAUUGGGGUGAAAUGAUUAAUAUGAGUAAUAUAAAUUAAAUAUAAAUAUGUGCAGUGUAUUAGCAGUUACCUUUUUAUAAGAGAAGAAUAAAUAUGUCUGUGUAAUAUGAACAAUGUGUUAACAACAUAUACAGAUAUGUGCAAUGUAUAAUUCCUAAUGGGGGCAACAGGAACUACAGCUGUAAUUCCACUGCCUUGACCGCAAUGUCAUAUCCGCCUUUAAUUUUUGAUAGGACAAUUAGGUGAGAGAGGUUGGACUCGAACCCUGGACCUCUGCUUUGAGGCAUAAACCUCGGUACAUGUGCGCCUGCUCUACCACUGAUCCAACCUAGUAAUCCAUCUUUAUAAAUCCCACCUGUUCUUAACGACCUUGCAUCAUUCACAAUUAGGACUAUUUGCAUUCAGAAAUGCCUUCAGUUAACCAUAUACGGUAAGAAAACGUCCCUUAUCAACCACAUGACUGUGUUUUUCCCCUCAAAGCGAUAAUGACAAGGAGAGCAAAGAAGAGGAACUUCUCCAACACAGAAAUGGGAGAUAUAGGUAGACAAGGUUAAAUCCAACCAACACAUAUUGUUUGGUUCACUCAGUGCAGGAGGUUUUGCAAACAAAAGGUAAAAUACUGCAUGGGAGAAGGUCCAUGACACAAAUCCACAUCUUUUGCCAAAUCUUCCCAUUACUCUAUAAGCCAUUGCCUUUUUUAAAGUUUGUCACAGCUGUCUUUUAUAGGAUCCAACACCAAUAAUGCAACUUCAAAUCUGUUUAAAACAUACGUCUUGAGUGUUAUUGAAUAAAAAGAAACAGCACAUACGUUAUGUGGAUGUUGAUUGCGUAAUGCCUGCUGUAACACUCUCAAAUGCUUUUUAUUUAUAGUAUCACUAUUCUACCACUAGAUUCUGUUCGUAAGCACUGUUGAUAAAUGAGGCCCCUCGAGUAUCAACUGAUCAGUGAACUGAUUUCACUGUAAGUCAACCAGAUUUUGAUUUGAUUUAUUUAAUUGCAUUAAGAAUGCCUUACACAGGAAAAGACAUCCAAUAUAAUCGAGGAUAAAAACAAAGUCCAGGACUUACUUCCAUCAUGGGCCUCAAUGCAUAACAGGUCAAGACAAGACACUUACAGAGUGUGUAAUAAACAUUGACAUGAUAUAUUUUACUUAAAUA
Molecule: messenger RNA, 2133 nt
Organism: Etheostoma spectabile (orangethroat darter)
Lineage: Eukaryota; Metazoa; Chordata; Actinopteri; Perciformes; Percidae
Gene: cox20
Product: cytochrome c oxidase assembly factor COX20
Exons: 4
Coding region: 128-475 (115 amino acids)
Biological process (GO): mitochondrial respiratory chain complex IV assembly
Cellular component (GO): mitochondrion; mitochondrial inner membrane
Source: RefSeq, a predicted model, not a curated record